AUGGGCUUCUCCAAGGCCGUUCCUCUGCUGCUGCUUGCCGCCAAGUCCGCUCUGGCAAACACCCCUAUUCCUGCCAGCGCAUUCUCCGAUAAUGAUGGUCUGGCAGCUGCCCAGGCCGCGGCGCCGAUGUGGUACAUGGCCUCAGGCACUUGCAUGCCCUCGGCUGCUGAGGACGGCCAAGGCAACCAGACAAACGGCGUAGACUCCGACAACUGCAACAUCAACGCGCUGGCAAACGGCUGCCCUCAGCAGCCCGCCUGGCAGGGAGCCAACACCUUCUAUGGUAACGUCCCAGGCGAGCCCUUCACCACCAUUCCCACGUACUGGAGGGCGGCCUAUUGCAACGGAGACUCAUCCGGCUCGGACCCUUCGUGGCGUAUCAUCUACUACGUGUAUUUCAAGAAGGACACGGGCCACAAGAGCGACUGGGAGGGCAUCGUCAUGAGGUUCACCAGCCCGGACGGCGGCAACACCUACACUCGCGAGUCAGCCAUCAUGGAGCAGGAUGGAAAGCACGUCCACGUUGCUUGGACCGAUGUCAACGAUACCUUCCAGGGUGACGAUGACUGGGAGGCUUUCUCACAGAAGAACCUCGACCACGGCAAGUUCUACUUUGGCAAGUUCCACCACUCCGUCCACCCGGACUGGUACACUGCGGCCUUCAAGAACACUUGCCCCCCUACUUCCGGCGAUGACUACCGCAACUCGGACUACCAGUUCUGGGCAUACAACAACCUGCGACCUACGUCCGUCUUGAACCCCAGCUGGGACUGGGGCCAGGCUAGCUCGCCCGCCAAUGCCGACAUCUGCUCUUAUUAA
Molecule: messenger RNA, 819 nt
Organism: Trichoderma citrinoviride
Lineage: Eukaryota; Fungi; Ascomycota; Sordariomycetes; Hypocreales; Hypocreaceae
Exons: 3
Coding region: 1-819 (272 amino acids)
Source: RefSeq, a predicted model, not a curated record